ACAGACUACAAUUACAAACUCAUUGAAUGGACACAUGCAAUUCCAAAUUUUAAGGAAAAGUGGACAAUGUAAAGUCUAAUUUUGAAAAUAUCAGGCCACUCUGGUUGCUGGUUUUAUUUAUGUGAAAAUUGUGAGAGGGCUUCUCUUUUUAAUGUCACUGAAUUCAUUGAUGCCAAGUGCAAUUUUGUAUUUACAUAUAAUACUGACGUAAUUUUCGGUGAAGCUGUCCAGUUAAGAGGAGGGUAAGGAGGGCGAGUCAUUUCCGAGCUGAUACAUCAGAUUAUUUUCAGUUUCCACAUUUCCUCUUUCGGUUGUUGGGUGGUUCAGACUCAGCUCCAUCACUUAAUUGAUUCAGAUCACAAGAAAGUCCAAAUGUAUAUUACAUGAAGCCGUCAUUUGCAUUUGCGUUUUUACAUUAUGACACCUGUCUUAGUUUGUGGUUGUCAGAUACCUGCAAAAUCUGAAUCCUCUGUAACAUAGACGAUCUUUGAUACCGGUCCACUUUACUCUAAUGUCGGUUCAUUCUCUUAAACCUAACUUAACUCAGUUUGAGACGUGGGUGCUGUCUCUUAGUAAGUACCAUCGAUACGCUACUGUGCAUUUUAUUAUGACUAGAGAGAGACUAUAGUAAAUUAUUUAAUGUUCCCGUGGACACCUGGCCGGACAUUAAGGGAUUUAUAACGUGGGACAUUUGAAACAUGACGCAACACCGCUCACCGUCUGCUAAAAGCUAACUUACAUAGCUAGCUAAUAAUGUAGUGGACUGAUCAGACUGAUGUUGCAACCGUACGGGACAAGCUUGUACAGCGUAGUGACAGCUUAAAUUUAACUUGUUAUUACGGGACUACCUCAUAUUUUCCCCCCGUGUCCGCGAGCCGCAGAAAACCGGAAGUAAAUUCCUUCAAAAUAAAAGUAAGUGUCAAGAAAAUAACUAAAAUAUCUAAAGAUAUCCUAGAAUGAUUUUUUUGCUGUAUGUAUCAUCGUGUGUCUGAAUGUAAGGCCUGAUUUACAUUUUGGCCAGAUUUCCUACGUUUUAAUCUAGCUACUAACCACUUGGCCAUUUAUUGUUAUUACCUGGGACAGUUAAACACUAAUACUCUAUCCUGAUAAUCAACAUGGGCAUCAAAGUAGCUGUGAGCUGCACUGUGCUGUACAUCCUACUGGAUGUGGUUGUCACCACUGUUCUAUACACACACGGAUCACACUUGAGCAUAUUCAAAAAGGAUGCCCUGAACUACAACAUCCUCCAGUCAGCGUUGGACCUCUGGGGGACUGUACUGCUUAGAGCCUCCCUGCUGCUGGGAGCCUCCAUAGGGGUGUCAUGGAAUAGAGAAGAUGGCCCACAGAGGGUUGCUAAAGUCACCACCCUCAUUGUCCUAAUCUGCCUGAUCGUCAUCACCUACACCCUGGCCAAGAUGCUGAUGCUGACCGAGCUGGGCCCUCUGACCCACCAGCCCUGGUUCCUGAGCCUGAUAUGCUGGACUUGUGCCUCCUCUCUGGGUGUCAUGCUGCUCUGGAUGCUGCUGGGGAAGGAGUCCAACUCGGCGAGCUGUCACAACAGCAGCAGUGGAGGAGAAGGGGCCUCUGAUGACACUGAAAAGCUGGUGGAGACAGCUGGUGAGGAGGAGCAGGAGGUGGGGUGUGAGAGAAAGAAGAAGGAGGAGGAGGGAAAGCAGGAGAAGAAGACCAGCUCUGGGGCUACACUGGGACGUCUGCUGAAUUACUGCAGAAAGGAUGGUGGGCUGCUGUCUGUAGCCAUCCUCUUCCUCCUCAUCUCUGCUGUGUGUGAGGCCUUCAUACCUUACUACUAUGGGAAAGCAAUAGACAGCAUUGUGGUUCACCAGAGCUUGGAGUACUUCGCUAAGCCUGUGAUCACACUGUCAAUACUGGCCUUUGCCAGUUCAAUUGCAAUGGGAGUACGUGGAGGAGUCUUCACCCUGACUUUUGCGAGAUUAAAUCUGCGGCUCAGGAACCAUCUCUUCAGAACCCUGAUGAGGCAGGAAAUUGCCUUUUUUGAUGAAAACCAUACAGGUGACAUCAUUUCGCGUCUGUCAGCUGACACCACCCAGGUGAGUGACCUCAUCUCCCAGAAUAUCAACAUCUUCCUGCGGAGCAUCAUCAAGGGCGCUGGCUUCUUCAUCUUCAUGUUUGGGAUGUCCUGGAAGCUCACACUAGUGACCAUCAUGGGAUUCCCUUUCAUCGCCCUCGUCUCUAAAGGUUAUGGCGAAUACUACAAGAAAUUAACCAAAGAGGUGCAAACAACCCUUGCAGAGGCCAAUAAAGUUGCAGAAGAAACCAUUUCAGCCAUGAGGACAGUACGGAGCUUUGCCAAUGAGUGUGGGGAGGCCGACUCCUACUACGCCAAGCUUUUGUUCAUGUUCCAGCUCAACAAAAAACAAGCCCUGGCCUAUGCUUGCUACAUGUGGUCCAGUUGUAUCUCAGAGCUUGCUUUAGAGGUUGCUAUCCUCUACUAUGGCGGCCACCUUGUAGUAAGCGGUCAGAUGAGUAGUGGUGCCUUGAUAUCUUUUUUCAUAUACAUGCUCGAAAUUGGAGAAUGUCUUGAGAGUAUAGCAUCGGUGUACACGGGCCUCAUGCAGGGAGUUGGAGCUGCUGAGAAGGUUUUCGAGUACCUGGACAGGAAACCCAAACACACAGCUGAUGGCACAGAGGCUCCCGACACAUGCACUGGCCUGGUCGAAUUUAAAGACAUCACGUUUGCCUACCCAACGCGCCCUGAGCUUGAUAUUCUAAAGGGAGUGUCAUUCACCCUGCGGCCUGGGGAGGUGACCGCCCUUGUGGGACCUUCGGGCAGUGGAAAGAGCUCCUGUGUGAGUCUGCUGGAAAACUUCUACCUUCCUCAGCAAGGCCAAGUGCUGCUGGAUGGGAAGCCAGUUCACACCGUCCAGCACGACUACCUCCACUCCAAGGUAGCUCUUGUGGGCCAAGAGCCUGUGCUGUUUGCCCGGACGGUUGAGGAGAACAUCACCUAUGGCCUGACUGACAUCCCCAUGGAGGCUGUGAAGCAGGCUGCCACCAAGGCUAAUGCUCACGAUUUUAUCACCACCCUCCCUAAAGGCUACGAGACAAGUGUUGGAGAGAAAGGCGCCCAGUUGUCAGGGGGGCAGAAACAGAGGGUGGCCAUUGCAAGAGCGCUCAUCCGCAACCCUCGUGUUCUUAUCCUGGACGAGGCGACCAGCGCCCUGGAUGCAGAGAGUGAACACAUCGUUCAGCAGGCCCUGAACAACAUCAUGCAGGAGCACACUGUGUUGGUGAUCGCCCAUAGGCUCAGCACAGUAGAGAAGGCAGACAACAUCAUCGUGAUCGACAGGGGCCGUGUGGCCGAACAGGGGUCUCACAGUCAGCUCAUGGCCAGCGGGGGGCUGUACUACAAGCUGGUGCAGAGGCAGGUCCUGGGAAUCGAGACAGGGGCGGAGGUCCUGAACCCAGCCGAAAAACUCAGCUGGAAGUCUGAUGGUGGAAGGCCGCGGAGAAGACAAAGCAGCAGCAGCGCCAGUGAGUCUGAGUGCAAUGUGCAAUACUGAGAAUGAACUGCAGUGUGUGGAAAUGGGAUUGGACUGCUGGAUGUUUUUGAGGGUUGAUAGCAUUUUGGGAUAUUUUGGGAUUCAAACCAUAUGUACUGUAGAAGAUAUUUUGUGCAGUAGCUUAAAGUCUAACCAUUUUCAUGCAAAGAGCAGAAAAGGACCACAAAACACUCGACUGAAGGAUCUUGAAAUAUUUUAUAUUUUAUGUGAAAUUUGAUCAAAUUGUCAUGUCUUAAUCAGUUCAGGUUAAGAUCCAUUUAUAGAUGAACUGAGUAGCAUUAUAAGUUAAAAAUAUAGAGCAAUGCCACUGAAAUUCAAAACACUAACUGAUAUAGCUUUAAGAAUAGGCAAUAUGUUGCUGUUGAUGUACUGUAUAAGGUUAUGUUUUUUUUUAAAAAUACUUCAUCAUCGCACUGCAGGCAAAUAAAUUAUUGUUUUACUGAAGUCUUCCUCAGGAUUUGUUUUUGCUUUUAUAUUGAUUUUACUGUAGCAUGUGUGGAAAUGCUUUGUGUUUCUUUGUAAUUCCACAAGUAAGUGCUGUAAUGACUACAAAGCAAAGACAGGUGUCUGUCUGUUGAACUGAAUGUACUAUAGAGAUCUAUGAUUGCCUGCAGUGAGGAUGAAUCUAAUAAUGACACUGGAGAUACAUAUUGUAAUUGUAUAAAUCACUGUAAAUAAACAUAUCUAAUGAACAAUGUAAAA
Siniperca chuatsi (mandarin fish) is the source of this 4244-nucleotide messenger RNA. It is a transcript of the gene abcb9, whose product is annotated as ATP-binding cassette, sub-family B (MDR/TAP), member 9. Gene Ontology annotation, biological process: transmembrane transport; peptide transport. Lineage: Eukaryota; Metazoa; Chordata; Actinopteri; Centrarchiformes; Sinipercidae. Bases 1116 to 3542 code for a protein of 808 amino acids. Gene Ontology annotation, molecular function: ATP binding; ATP hydrolysis activity; ABC-type oligopeptide transporter activity. Gene Ontology annotation, cellular component: lysosomal membrane. The record is from RefSeq and is a predicted model, not a curated record. The transcript has 11 exons.